Molecule: messenger RNA, 1383 nt
Organism: Danaus chrysippus (African queen)
Lineage: Eukaryota; Metazoa; Arthropoda; Insecta; Lepidoptera; Nymphalidae
Source: the annotation of a GenBank genome assembly
AUGAGAUACAAAAGAUGUCGAACAAAAGCUUGUAAUGGCCGGAGCCGGACGGCGUGUGGCUGCGGAUUUUAUUUUUGUCUGCAGGUUAAUGGUUCCUGGGGUCUUCCUGCAUUUAUAUGCGACGUGUACAUCGCUAUGGACGUCACUUCGUCUACUUCAAGUAUAUUUAAUUUGGUCGCUAUAUCUGUUGAUAGGUACAUCGCAGUAACUCAGCCAAUCAAAUACGCUAAACAUAAAAACAAUCGUCGUGUCUGGUUCACGAUUGUGUUAGUGUGGCUGGUAUCAGCGGCCAUCGGCGCUCCCAUCGUGCUUGGUCUGAAUGAUACUCCAGAUAGGAAUUUUGACGAGUGCCUCUUCAAUAGUCAGAACUACGUCCUCUACUCUUCUCUAGGAUCAUUCUACAUACCUUGUAUCAUGAUGAUGUUCCUAUAUUAUAAUAUUUUUAAGGCUUUAAGAAACCGGGCUAAGAAGCAGAGAGCUGCGAAAAAACCUCCCAUAUCUGGUGAACCCAUCACAGGAGCAACAACGGCGGUGGUGAUAGAAAAUGUGGCACAGACGAGGCAGUUAGAAACAGCCAUAGACGACCGACCCACUAACACAGGGUCUGGUAGCAACGAAGAAGAACAUGAAGACAGUUUCGACAAGCGGUCGGUGGACCUGGAGGUAGACGCUGACGAGUGCCACAUAAUACCUAAUGAUAAAUCCACGGAAUUCAUUCUUGCUAGUUCUGCGGAUGAUAAAAUAAAAAAACCUAAGAAGAAGAUUAAAUCUCAAAUUAUACCAGACCCGAACGGUAACAAUGAUUCUGGAUACGCUCCAUCUAAUUUGGAAGAUACGAUCAGAGAGCACAUAUCACCACCAGCAUCUCCCAGUAUGAAAGACGCCACUAUUUUAAAGAGCAUUUCCUCUGAUGCGAAGUGGAAAAAAAAUGGAAAACGAGUCGAUAGCGACUCAAGAAACGCUUCAAUAGCCUUCCGAUCAGAUGACGAUUUGAGAUCAAGCCAUUAUGAUAUCCGAGAUGGAUCCACUUGCAAAAAGGAAAGGAAAGCGAGUGCAGCGACUGCGAGGUUCACUAUUUAUAAGGCUAAUAAAGCUAGUAAAAAGAAAAGGGAGAAAUCUUCUGCUAAAAAGGAAAGAAAGGCCACAAAGACUUUAGCUAUAGUUCUUGGUGUCUUCCUCUUCUGUUGGACUCCGUUUUUCACGUGCAAUGUAUUGGACGCUAUUUGUGGGAAGCUUGGGCUACAAUUCACUCCUGGCGUGACCGUUUUCAUACUCAACACAUGGCUUGGAUACAUCAACUCUUUUCUCAAUCCUGUUAUCUACACCAUCUUUAACCCUGAAUUCAGAAAGGCAUUCCGUAAAAUACUCAAAUGCAGCACCUAG